CUCGAACGACAACAAUUCCUCACCAAAUUCAUUACUUACAGGAGGAGUUUUAGUUGAGGCGAAACAUCGAGUCCUCGGUAUCAUGGGUACUUGCUAGUCCUGUUCCUCUAAUCUAGACUUGUUGUGGUCAUGUCGCGGAUCCUAUGUGUGGCCGAGAAGCCUGCCAUCGCCAAAGCCGUGGCCCAGCACUUGUCGGGAGGCGCUUUCCAAACAAAUAAUGUAACCGGUAAUCGAUAUGUGAAAAACUAUCAAUUUGAUUUCAAUUUUGGUGCGCCAUGGGGCCAUUGCCAUGUCACUAUGACCAGUGUCCUCGGCCAUCUGACCGAGUUGGAAUUCGGGCGAGAGUACAAAAGUUGGCUCUCCUGCCCACCGGGGGCCCUCUUUGAGGCCCCUGUUCACGAGGCAGUGUCUUCCGACAAAACUGCCAUUGCAAGGAACAUCCAGCAGCAAGCACGACAAAGUAAAGCUUUGUUUAUUUGGACUGAUUGCGAUCGAGAGGGUGAACAUAUCGGAACUGAGAUACGAAAGCAGGCCAAGGAAGGGAAUGCUCGCAUUCUCGUCAAGCGGGCUAGGUUCAGUAAUACCGAGAGAGCACACGUCUUAAAUGCCGCUCGCACACUCAUAGAAAUUGAUGAUCUUCAAGCAAAUGCAGUAGCAGCCAGGAUAGAGCUUGAUCUCCGCAUUGGUGCUGCAUUUACUCGUCUACUCACGCUCCAACUGAAACCAUUAUCCAGUGCUUUGGAGGAUACCAUUGUAAGCUAUGGAUCUUGCCAAUUCCCGACCCUGGGUUUUGUCGUAGAUCGAUACCUACGAGUGAAAAACUUCAAACCUGAAACUUUCUGGGUCAUCAAGGUCAUGUUAUUACGAGAGGGAAUCAAAGUCAAUUUCCUAUGGAAGCGUGUGCACUUGUUCGACAGAGCCGCCGUAACAGUCAUGCUUGAGCGGUGUCUCCUCGCAAAAAAAGCCAGGGUCACGAAAGUCAACCAGAAACCUACCAGUAAAUGGCGGCCCUUGCCGUUGACAACGGUGGAUUUGCAGAUGAUGGGCAGUAGGUUCCUUCGCAUGGAUAGUCAGACAAUCAUGAAGGUUGCCGAAGCGCUCUACACCAAGGGUUUUAUCAGUUACCCGCGUACCGAAACGGAUCAAUUCGACAAAGCCAUUGACUUGAAGAAAUUGGUUGAAAAGCAAUUACCGGAUCAGAACUGGGGACAGUACGCUCGAGGUCUCCUCGACGGCGGAUUCCGAACCCCCCGAGCCGGCCGCCACAACGAUCAAGCCCACCCUCCCAUCCACCCCAUCUGUUGGGUCUCCCCUACAGCUCUCAGCGCCGACGAGAAGAAAGUGUACGAGUUUGUGGUCCGACGCUUCCUCGCCUGCUGUUCUGAAGACGCCAAAGGCCAGUCCACCGAGAUCGAGAUCGAGUACGGCGAUGAGACGUUCCACGCCAAGGGCCUCCUCGUCCUCGAACGCAACUAUCUGGAUGUCUACGUGUACGACAAGUGGGAAAGCAGCCAGCAGCUGCCGAGCUUCCAGAUGAGCGAGCAGUUCGAGCCGACAGAGGCCAAGAUCUUCGACGGCAAGACCACACCCCCGAACUACCUCACCGAACCCGAGUUGAUCGCGCUGAUGGACGCCAACGGUAUCGGGACCGACGCCACGAUGGCGGAGCACAUCGCCAAAAUCAAGGACCGGCACUACGUCGCCGUCAAUACGCGCGGAGGCGGCCGCAGCGCGGUCAAGGAGUUGAUCCCCACGCAGCUGGGCAUCGCCUUGGUCGAGGGCUACGACAAUGUCUUCGCCGGUAUGCCCAAUAACCCGUCUCUGAGUAAGCCUUUCCUUCGCAAGGAGAUGGAAACUCGAAUGCGGGAGAUUUGCGCUGGGUCACGCAUACGACAGGAGGUCGUGCAGGAGAGCCUGGAUAUGUAUCGCGAGUACUUUGUGCAUACCAAUCGACGCAUCAAUGCGCUAAAGGAUGCCAUUCGCAAGUAUCUUCCUAAUUGA
Aspergillus homomorphus CBS 101889 is the source of this 2001-nucleotide messenger RNA. Its product is annotated as DNA topoisomerase 3. Gene Ontology annotation, cellular component: nucleus. The record is from RefSeq and is a predicted model, not a curated record. The transcript is spliced from 7 exons. The coding region runs from base 130 to 2001 and encodes 623 amino acids. Lineage: Eukaryota; Fungi; Ascomycota; Eurotiomycetes; Eurotiales; Aspergillaceae. Gene Ontology annotation, biological process: DNA topological change. Gene Ontology annotation, molecular function: DNA topoisomerase type I (single strand cut, ATP-independent) activity; DNA binding.